GUAUUUGUGAGUCACGCAGUGUCAAUGGGAGUGCCCAGCCACGAGAGGGCGCUGCCUCCCGGCCUCGCCCACACUCAGCGGGCCCAGGCAAAACCUCUGCCUGGCAUCGAACCACCACCACCAGCAGCAGCAGCACCAGCAGCGGCGGUGGUGCCUCGUCGCGACCAUCGCGGGGCAUCGUGGAAGUGCUUUGGCGGGGUGGAGUCAAGCCGCCCUUCCUCACUGCCGCUGAACUUGAGACUUCCUUGAGGCCAUGGCGGAAAUUCUGGCCUCGCUGUUGGAGGUGGCGGAGAAAGCGGCGAACAUUGCGCGCGUCUGCCGUGCCGAGGAGGCACUCUUCCGCCUCCUGGUGGAGGAGAAGACGGGCGACGACAAGAACAAGAAGUUUCUGAGCGACUUCAAGACCUUGGCCGACGUGCUCAUCCAGGAGGCCAUUAAGCAUUAUGUGGGCAAGAAGUUCCCAGGUCUGGCAGGGCACAUUUACGGAGAAGAGAGCAACAAGUUCACUAAUAGCUUGGGUGAGACGGUGUACAUCGAGGUGCGCGCCACCCCCGCCGACACGGCGGAGCUGCUCACCCUGGUGCUGGAUGGGAACCACCAGGCCGCUCGCCUCCUCGCCGAGGCCGUGCACUCUGACUCCGGGCUGGCGCCCGAUCCCCGGUUGAAGGACAUCGCCGUGAAGCUGGAGCCCGAGGACCUCGGGGUGUGGGUCGACCCCAUUGACUCGACGAACCAGUACAUCGAGGGUGCGUCGGAUGACAAGGGCAGAGGUGGGGUGUUCGAGCACGGUCUGCAGUGCGUCACUGUUCUCGUUGGGGCGUACGGGAGGCACGACGGCCUGCCCAUUAUGGGCGUUGUCAACCAGCCCUUCGUCAGGAGGGACCCGCAAACCGGCAGGUGGUCAGGAAAAGGCUUCUGGGGCCUGUGUUACGACGGGGUACGCGUGAGCUCCAUCCAAGGCCCUCCCCACUCGGUGGACCUCUCUGUGGUGAUGAGCGGCAGCGAGGGCGAGCACGUCAGGUUGGCGAUGGGGAAGCUGUGCGGUGGCGAUAGCGAACGUGUCCGGCUGGUGGCCGGUGCCGGCUACAAGGCGCUGUGCGUGGCCGAGGGCUUCGUCUCGGCUUACGUGUGCACCAAACCCAAGACCACGUAUGCCUGGGACAGCUGCGCCCCCCACGCGGUCCUGCGAUCCCUGGGGGGCGGUGUGGCCAACCUGCGGCGUUGCAUGGCGUCGUACCGGCAGGGCGUCACUGAGAGAGGCGAAGAAGGGAAGGAACCCCCGCAGCUUGUCUACCACUAGCCCUUCCCGAACGGCAAAGGGGCUGAGAUGUGGGCCAAUAUGGAUGGGUUUGUGGCCUACCGGUCACCAGCUGUGCUGCAGGCGGCAUUGUUGGCCUUAGCCGAGUGCGAGCGAACCUGAGUACCGGUACUCGCCUUGUAUUUGUUCCCCACUGGUACUGUAGUGUGGCGUGUCGACUUUUUUCCAUAACAAUGCCUCCGUCAGCUACGGUUUAUUGCAGUUUUCUACACGAGACAAUUCUGUUGCUUGGGUAAUGUUCUAUUGGGUGCUAGAGCAAAGUAUGACCUUUGAGCUUGGAAACUUUGACUGAACUUUGUCAUUAGUGUAUUUUUCACAUAACUGUUCUUUUUAUUAGGAAAAAAAGUUACUUGGUUAAUUGGAAAAAAGUUAUAUUCUUCUCAUAAGCUGAUUUGUAUUAUCUGUCAGUACUGACAAAAAUUCCAAGAUUUAAAAGGGUUGGCUUAGGUGGCUUAGGCACACGCCUGUAAUCCUGCACGAUGGGAGCAAGAGUAUGUGGUUCACAUUUAUUUUAAACUCCAAAACCGACAAGGUUGCGAGGUGGCUAGAUGGUAGUACAGGAAGUGGAUUCAUGAGCCCACCUGUGCAGAUCCUGGUAUGCUUUGUGAGGUAUCACCAUGCACUCUAGUUUUCCUCUCAUAUGUAGCAAAACACUCCUUAAAAAGGAAUUUUGUGAACAUCCCAAUGCAGGACCUUCCUAAAAAGUAUUUCAAAUACUGAACCGGUUCUACUUUGAACAUGAGGCUGUAUGACCACAACCAUUGCAUUGCGAUGUCAUUGGGAGCACAGUAUUAGUAUGGCUGAGCUCAGACCGUAUGGACCGCAUGUAGAAGUGGUCUCUUCAUUGAAGGGCCUCUUCAUUGAAGGGCCUCCUGUAAAAAAAAAGCAAUAUGUACAGCCCUUUGUCAAUCCACUCCUGGAUGAUGGCCUCCCCAAACCUGUGCUGGUCAUGAAGCUUAUUUGACCAUAUUUCACCAUCCUGGUCAGUGGGUUGAAGGCAUGGAAAAUAGAUGUGGAAGCAUAUAAAGUAAUGUGCAACAAUGGAGGUUCCUGCACUGCCUACCAUGCAGCGGCCCCGGCCGAUAAUACCUGUUAUGCACAGUGGUCGCUCAUCCAAAAACUAUCCAGGCUCAAGUUUGCUUAGCUUCCAAGAUGUGAUGAGGUGCAUUCUGGGUGACAAUGUGUAAAAAGUCUCAUGUAUUCAAAUAUAAAAUCUAUAACGACUUCGAUGUUCUCCAUUACACCAUAUUGAUAUUUGAAUGUAGUUAUUUUUUGCCUUUCACAUUUGCACAUUUGUUUGAUGUUGUAGGGAACUGGGGGUGAGCGUUGAGGAUACGCUUACUAAAGAUGUGACUGACCGAUUAUUAGACUAUUUUUAGAAUCUCGUAAUUUUACCCUAAAUAUCAAAAUACUAUCUUUAUAAAUAAAAGGGGGGACUGCAUUUUUAUAUUUUUUGCAUUGUGUACAGUCUGCAAGCUACCCGCAUGCCAAAUUUCAAGUUUGUUGCAUGUUGGGAAGUAUGCUAAACAUUUUGGACAGACACACAUUCACAAAUUUCCCUUUUUUAUAUAUAUAUAGAUGGUCCACGGUCAGUCCUCUUCUGGGUGAAAGCCUCCCCACACCGUCUAAGUCAUAGACGAUGUCUGACCAUAUAUUUGACCAGACUAGUCGGUGAGAGUUGGGGAUGGAGGGUCCAAGACUGAUUCAGAUACCAUACGCCACUCGUGUGCUUGCUGUGGCGAGUUAUCAAAAUCUAGUCGCACAUAUACAGAAGCUAAAGUUAUGUAUGUUUAUCUGUUUUCUUAUCAAAAGGGGUAGUCCCAUUAUCGUCAAUUUUCGAGUGCUUUCAUGUCUCAAUUCUUUGAGGUUUAUCACAGCACGGGUGCUAUCCAGUGCUUUUUUAAUGUAUGUAUUUUAUAUUAAUACUCCAUAUAACUGCUGCUGUAAACUACACUGAGUUUGACAAAUAUUGGUAUAUAACAUGACUGAAUGUAAAAGUAAAUAUCCAAGUUUAUCAUUUCCUCUCCUGUUGAGAUGUUCGGCUUGAUGAGCCUUUUUUUAUUAACUCCGUGCAGUGCGUGCACACAAGGUAGACAUUGCACAGAAAGCCUUGGCAAGGUUGUUAAGCCCAACGUCUUACCCCUAAUUCCGUUUUACAUAUUUGUGGUUUCAUGGGUGGGGAAAAUAGACCAGAAUGCAGUACUUGUGUAUAUGUACUGUAUAUUGAACUUCUUUCGCACCGUACUUGGCCAACCAUGUUAAUCGGAAGUGCAUUGAUUACCUGUUUUAACCUGGAGUCCAGGCUAAUUAAAGAUAAUGAAUGGAUACUUGUGACACUUUAAUGUAAAAUUAACUUGAGUGUUCCUUUUAACAGCUAUUUAUUUCGUGAUAAACGCUGAAUGUAAUGUGCAUCUGUCGGUAAUCACUCAGGCAUGUGGAAACCAUACAUGCCUUAUUUGUUUAAGUCAUGGAUUUAGACUUGUAUUGCCUUUUUCCCACAUUCGACAAUUAUGGUAUUUCAUAUAAAUAAAGGGUGAGUGUAUUGUCAAACAAUGCAUGCAAAAAGUUGCAUAUCCAGUACUUGGCAUAAUCAUAACGAGUUGAGACAAAUGAAAGGCACCGUAAUGCUUUUUUUUGGGGAGACAAGGCUUGGGUAAGGACGAGGAAUUCCAAACGAGCUGCCUGACUGAAGAAUUCCAGCUGAGCUGCCUGGCUACAUGAGCUCCAACCUCUCUCUUUGUCCAACUCUUGCCUCUUCACCCCUCCAUCUCCUACUCUCUUACCUCCACCUGUGUGGCAGCGCACACCAAACAACUCGCACCUUUACUAUGACGAUGCUGGUUUUCAAGUAUUCUCAAGAGAUAAAUGUCGCUGUUUAAAUAUUUUUUUGGACAAGGCAUAUUCUAUCUGUUCGUGAUUUUUUUGUCAGUCGUAGUACAGAAGCCAUUUGGCACCAUUUCUUUCAGUUUCAUAACCUGCGAUUCACAAGGCUUGUGGGAAGUGGUCUGCGGAACUGUUGUAGAUAUUCUUUUUUUCACAAAACCAAAUGUAGAAUUCCCAUUGUACAACUUCGCUGUUAUUAAAAGAAAUCUAAUUAAUUGUUUUCAUUAAUAUUUAAGUGCUUUGAGAGCAGUUUUAAUUUCGAAAAAUAUUUUACUGGUGCACAGCGAUUCACACAAAAUGUGUUAAGCGUGAUAGUGUUGCGCAGGUCUAGAAAGAUUGGGGACCAAUGCUUUUAGGCAUCUGAAUGUCAGUGAACUUCAAAGCAGGCUUAGCUGAAACACUGUUCAACUUGUAUACUUGUAUGGUUUGUUUGUAAUGGGAUUUUAUUUACAUAUGUUUGUAAAAUUUUGUAUCAUGGAAAUACAAUUUUAUAUACCAAUGUAAAUCACAAACGUAUGUAUCAUGACUCACAUUGUGAAUAAUAAAAUACUCAACAUA
Messenger RNA from Petromyzon marinus (sea lamprey), 4759 nucleotides. RefSeq names its product inositol polyphosphate-1-phosphatase (gene INPP1). Gene Ontology annotation, biological process: phosphatidylinositol phosphate biosynthetic process. Gene Ontology annotation, molecular function: inositol-1,4-bisphosphate 1-phosphatase activity. The record is from RefSeq and is a predicted model, not a curated record. Lineage: Eukaryota; Metazoa; Chordata; Hyperoartia; Petromyzontiformes; Petromyzontidae.